AUGGCGAGCGUGGGGCAGAUCACGGGGACGCAGGUGCAUUCGGGUCCGAAGCACAUCCUGCAGUGCCAGGUGUCGGAGGACACGCUGCGCAUGCUGGCCACCGAUGAGACCAAGGACCGGAUCCACCGGGACAAGAUGCUGUACUGCAUGCACAAGCACGAGCUUGCACUGUGCUGCAGCAUCCCCUACAACACCAACAACAACAUGAUCUUCAAGCAGAAGAAGCAGCCCUACCCACCCGUCGUCACCACGCUGGGCUUCAUCGACGCGCAGACCCGCAACCUGAUCCGCGCGGUGUACAACACCCAGACGAUGGAGCAGUUCGAGGAGACGCGCGAGAACGUCAUCGCCCGCGCCGCCCGGGACCCUGGCUUCAAGUUCCACCUCCCGCAGUUCACCUUCCAGGGGGUGGUGCAGACGCAGGCGUGGGCGACGUCCAACUUCGGCGACACCGUCGGGUCGGUGCUGGUGGCCGGCUUCGCGACGAUCAUGAACGGGCACUUCCACGCCUACACGGGGGACGUCGUCCACUGGUACUUCGACUUCGAGAGCAUCAUGUUCAACGACGAUGGGACGAGGAGGCGGGGUGGCCACUUCGAUGUCAACCCGGUGCACGUGGAUGCCAUCGACAACAACGGUGAGUUCUACGAGCACGAUCCUGUACGCAUCGGGGCGAAGGCCGGCGAGCGGAAGGACUUCCACGAGAUGCGGGAGUAUGGCAACUACCCGGACAUGUACCCGGACCAGGACCGCAGGAGGGGGGGCGCCGAGUUCAAGCGGAACAUCAUCUACCCCAAGACCUACCAUUACGAUGGCUGCGGGUACGGCGACCGCUGCCGCGUCUUCGGGCGGGUGGUGAACGGCGGCAGGCCCUUCGAGCCCAUCGACGUCCUGAUCUACUCCCAGUGCCGCUAA
Guillardia theta CCMP2712 is the source of this 915-nucleotide messenger RNA. RefSeq lists its product as hypothetical. The transcript has a single exon. The record is from RefSeq and is a predicted model, not a curated record. NCBI's taxonomy places the organism in Eukaryota, Cryptophyceae, Pyrenomonadales, Geminigeraceae. The coding region runs from base 1 to 915 and encodes 304 amino acids.